Molecule: messenger RNA, 1860 nt
Organism: Endocarpon pusillum Z07020
Lineage: Eukaryota; Fungi; Ascomycota; Eurotiomycetes; Verrucariales; Verrucariaceae
Exons: 6
Coding region: 1-1860 (619 amino acids)
Biological process (GO): secondary metabolite biosynthetic process
Molecular function (GO): oxidoreductase activity, acting on CH-OH group of donors; flavin adenine dinucleotide binding
Source: RefSeq, a predicted model, not a curated record
AUGGUUCUACCCUCUCAGCUUGGCUUUCUGGCUACACUUGCGGCACUCCUGAGCUGUUCACCAGCAGCAACCCUCCAUGUCCCAACGAUAUAUACACGAGCUUUGGACGGGCCAGAAGCUCUCAGCGGGUCCUACGACUAUGUGAUCAUAGGCGGGGGUACAGCAGGCUUGACUGUUGGAGAUAGACUGAGCGAAGAUGGCAAGACUACAGUACUUGUGAUUGAGAAUGGCGAGCUUGCUGACUCGGAUGAAAUCAACAAUGUUCGUGACCGGGUGUCAUGGAACGCCGAGCCUUGGUGGCUUUACAACAUUACCUCCGCUCCAAACACGGAGCUGGAAAACCGGGAAUCAGCCGUCAUCAUAGCAAGUGUCACUGGCGGCGGUUCUGCUCUCAACGGCAUGCAGUGUGUUCGGGGCACGACGGAUGACUAUGAUAGGGUUUGCAUUUCCAACCACCACCCAAAGAAGCUGCAGACCAAAUGCCCGGCAUCAAGUACGAUGAAUCUUAUUGGGGCACCACCUCUAGAUUAUACGCAGGAUGGCCGUCGUUCCAAUGGCCGGGAAUUAGUGAGAAGAACAAGUGUGGCUGCAUUCGGAGAUAAUGCUAAUUCACUGUUCGCAGAAUACCAAUUUGAGGUGUUCACAAAGCUGCCAGGUGUUGGCGUUCCUGAGGACAGUGGAGCAGGCCAGACAGGCGUCUACUGGUACCCGACAUACAAAAUUGUAGUGGACGCUGAAGGUUCCCUCAACAGGUCGUAUUCUCGAACGGGACACUGGGACGGUCUGAACCGAGCAAACUAUCACCUCAUCACCGAGUCAAAGGUUACCAAGAUCGAGCUCGAUGGAAACAAAGCCACCGGCGUCGUGUUCCGACCUAGCCAAGCAGACGGUGGAGAUGACGAAUUUACCACGGUGAAGGCGAACAAGGAGAUAAUUCUUUCCGCAGGUACUAUCCACAGCCCACAGCUACUGCAGCUGAGUGGUAUCCGUCCUCGUAAGCUGUUGGAGAGCGCUAGGAUCGAAACCAAGAUCGAGCUUCCCGUCCGGAACUAUUCCACCCGUCCCAACCGACGGGAUGAUUUUGAUGACCCGGAUUUCAUCACAUGGGCAGACGAAUUGUGGGCCGCGAAUCGGACUGGGCCAUGGUCUCGUGCACUCUGGAACACCGGUGCAUGGCUUGGACUGCCAGUGGUAGCGCCCGAGGCAUACGAAUCUAUUGCUGCUAAGGUCGACGCACAGAAUGCCGCAGACUACCUCCCGACCGGCUCAGAUCCGACCGUGAUCGCAGGAUACCAGGCGCGGCUGGUCAGCCUGGCCGAAGCAAUUCGACGCAGCAACAACGUCUUCUACAGCCACUACUUCUCGGGUGAUGAACCCGUCAACUACUUCACCUACGAACAUCCGCUGAGUCUCGGCACCGUCAACAUCAACACCUCAGCUCCCGAGUCCGAGCCCAUUGUCGACUACCGCACCUACAGUAACCCGGUCGAUUUCGACAUCAUGUUGGAGCUGGCGCGGUUCCAUCGCCGCAUCAACGUAGAGUCGCCACUCCUGGCGCAGUUCGACCCCGUCGAAACAUCACCCGGCUUGAAUGUGACGGCUCGAGAGGACUGGGUGGCGUACAUGCGGCGGAACACGGAGCCAACCGCGAUGCACCCCACUGGCACCUGCGCCAUGAUGCCGUUGGAGCUGGGAGGUGUGGUCGAUGAGCAGUUGAGGGUCUAUGGUGUCGAGGGGCUGCGCGUCGUGGAUGCCAGUGUCAUGAGCGUCAUUGUUGGGGCCAAUCUUGCUGGGACGGUGUUCGCGAUUGCGGAGAAGGGUGCUGAUCUUAUCAAGAACGGAGCCGAGCAAUGCAGAUAG